This is a messenger RNA of Poecile atricapillus (Black-capped chickadee), 5531 nucleotides long. RefSeq lists its product as uncharacterized. Gene Ontology annotation, biological process: proteolysis. The transcript has 4 exons. Lineage: Eukaryota; Metazoa; Chordata; Aves; Passeriformes; Paridae. The record is from RefSeq and is a predicted model, not a curated record. The coding region runs from base 1387 to 2304 and encodes 305 amino acids. Gene Ontology annotation, molecular function: aspartic-type endopeptidase activity.
GGGACUGGGACCUAAUGGAAAGAUUUAGAGGCAUUGGACACAGUUUCUUUGAUUUUUCAGAUUCUGCCAGGAAUAGACAAUAUAGUGCAGGAGAGACAAGCUCCAGCCAGGGGACUGUCUCUGCUCCUGUGACAUCUAAGGGGCAGGAUCACAGAGAUGCUGUGACCUCACAGGGGAGUCUUCAGGCUUUUCCUGUAAUAAAAGGAAAUCCUAGAACAGGCCUGCCUAACAGACACUGAGCCCUGACCACAAAAACAGUGAUGGGUAUCAGAGACAAGGUUGCACAGCAUGGACUAGGAUCUCAGGAGGUAAUGCACAUGAUUCACGUUCUUAAUUCUGAGCCACUGGUACUAUAUGAUAUUAGGUAUGUUGCUCAGGUGUUGUUUCAGCCUAUUCAAUUUGAGAUUUUUGAGGACAAUUGGAGUCAGAUACCCAUAAAAGUGGCUGGGCAAAAUAGUCAAUUGCCUCAAGAGGACUCUAGAUUUAGGGUUGGGCCUGACCUUUUGACAGGGAUUGGAAAUUUUUCUAACCCUUAUUCUCAGGUCACAUUCCACCUGCUGAUGUUGGAGCAGUGCCAGAGGACUGGUUUUGCAGCUCUGAUGAAAACAAUAGAGCUGUCUGCUCCAAAGCAAAAGUUUGCUACUAUUGUCCAGGGACCUAAGGAGCCAUACAUGCAGUUCAUUGAGAUACUCUCUGCCUCCUUAGAGAAGCAAGUAGAUGAACCAGAACUGAGACAUCUACUGCUCACAGAGUUGGCAAGAAGCAAUGCCAAUGAUGACUGUAAGAGGAUAAUACAGGCCCUCCCAGGUGACCCAUCUGUGGCACAGAUGGCUCAGGCUUGUGCAAACACGGGCACCCCAGAUUGCAAGGUGGCUGCCUUGGCUACUGCCUUACCAGGGUCCUCCAAGGGACAAAAAGGUAAGCAGCAGAAGCAGGAAACAGCACAAGCCACCAAGAAGCAGGGGAAACAGAAGCAGAAAGGGAAAGCUCCCUUGUUUCUGUGUGCGCAGUCACUUUGCAGAGCCUUGUACAGUGAAAUUUGAGACUAAAGGCCAGCCUCUGCCAGAUCAGGGAAAUACAAAGCUGAGCUCGAAGGGGAAACACGCUCAGACAUAAGCAUUUCCCCAGGUCCUGAAGCUGAUGUGGACUUGCUCAGCCAGCUUGUGGCUAACACCUCUGGCUUAGCUGGACUUGAUAUAUGCACAGCAGCAACAGUAGUCCUGAAUUCUUGCAAAGUGCACAGAGUUCCUUUGGAUGCCUAUGGACCCCUGGGGGAGAUCCUCAGUUUCUAGGUCUGUGAGCUGGUGACAAGGAGACGGUUACUUUGGAUCGACUGGACCACCUCAGGUGUACUGGACUGCAACCCUGACUGAUGAAAGGCCUGAGAUGUGGUGUACCCUGUGCCUCCCUGCUGCUACCCCACCAGAAAUCCACCUGCAAGGCCUGAUCGACACAGGUGCCGAUGUCACCAUCCUGGCCUCCUCUGUGUGGCCCCCGCAGUGGCCUCUGGAUCCUGUGGAGUCUCCUGUCGCAGGGUUGGGUGGAACGGCCACAUGCUUCAUCAGCCAGCAGCUGGUGCAGAUCAUGAACUCAGAGGGACAAUCUGCAAUAGUUCAGGAGAGCUUCAAGGACACUGUCUGUUGCUGUUGGACACGAAAUGAGUCACACAGACACACUUUGAGGUGUGGUGAAAGAAAGGGUGGUCCUGCGGCCCUGGACUCUCCUGUUCCACCUAUGACACACAUGGGCAUGAUCUGCAGCUCCAGGCUGUGCAAGAUUUGCAGCAAACCCACAUCUCCUCUUCAUGUACUGAACCACUGCACAGGGGAACACAACAGAGCUUUCCCUCCUUCUCAAUCACCAAUCCCCUGCCCUCACCUGGGAGGGCCAAGUGGAUACUGGGGGGACUCAGGGAAGCAGAAUGUUACUCAUGAAAAAGCCAGGCUUGUUGUGCUGCAGCCAAGGGCAGCUGGUUCUGAUGCCCCCUGUACAGGCACUUUAGUCAGCAGAACAGCAAGGCCCUGUGGUUGGCACACUCCUCACUGUCUCCUCUAUCCCUUGGAGAAGGCAGUUCCAGGACUGCUUGUGUCCGGUGGGCUGGUUUGGUCUGGAUUAAUUUUCUUCCCAGUAUCUGAUACGGGGCUGUCUUUGAGAUUUGUGCUGAACACAGGGAUGAUAAUGGAGAUGCUUUUGUUAUUGCUGAGCAGUGGCCACAUGGAGCCAAGGCCUUUUCCUUUUCACUCAGUCACAUUGGGGCUGGGGGGCUCAUGGGAGGUUGGGAGGGGACACAGCUGGGACAGAUGACCCCAGCUGACCCAAGAAAUGUCCCAGACUAUGACAUUAUGCUCAGUAGGGAAAGUGGGGGACAUUUGGAGUGAUGGUGUUUGCCUUCCCAAGUCACCAUUCCAUGGGAUGGGGCCCUGCUCUCCGGGAGGUGCUGAGCACCUGCCAGCCCAUGGGAAUGGGUGUUUUGCUUUGCCACACUUUGCUUGUGUGCUUGACUUUUGCUCUCCCUACUAAACUGCCUUUACCUCAACCCACGAGUUUUCUUCUCGCUUUCACCCUUUCAAUUCUCCCCCUGAUCCUGCUGAUGGGCGAGUCAGUGAGUGGCCCCAAGUAGGCCCUAAGCAGGCUUGGCUGCUGGAGGGGAUUAACCCACAACAGCUGUCAGGACCAACUCCUUGAAAAGUCUGAAGGUGAUUUGCAAGCUUUAAGCAGUUACUCCUCAGUAACAGGACAGCACCAGUCCAGGAUAAUUCUUCCACAUAGAUUAGAGAGGAAGAGUGAUACACACUGCCACAAGGAUAAGGGAACGUUUCUUGCCUCACAUUUUCACACUUAUCAGGAAAGGGUUCAUCCCUGGCAGGACUUGAGGAAGGUGCAAUGGCAUCAGCUAAAGGCCUCUGGCUCAGCUCAGACUGAAAGAAGAACCAGCUGCUGCAGUCAUCUGGAGCAAGAUGAGCUGCAGAUACUUUUCCUGAGAGGCCCAAGAGGCCAAAACAGGAGUCAGAGCUGGGACUGCACAGGCAGUGCAAGCUGGCUGCCCAGAGCUGUGAGGGCUCCUGACAAGCACAGGCAGGGCCUUGGGCAGUACAUGGCAAUGAAAAGUCAUCAAAUCACCCUUUCCUGAACAUGUUCUUCUCAGAACAGCUCUCUGAGGGGUGGAAUGUAUUUUCCAGAGCUUCACUCAAGACUUGCCUCCAUCAUCUUCCCUGUGCUUCCUCAAUAGCAUAGGGAUGAGCUGUAGAGCUGUAUUUCUAAAAUCUCUCUGGGAAAAAGAGAAAAGCAGACAAUGAAUGGAUUUUCCAAGGCUUCCUGAGUGUGCUCAGACCUGAGUGUGCCCAAGCCUCUGCCCAAACUGAUGAUGUUCUCCUGAAGUGAAACACUGCUUCUCCAAGUUGGGAAACACCCAGGAGCCCUGGGCCAUCCUGCAAAGGAAGCAAAGCCUGAGGCACUGGGAUACUUGGGGGUUCACCAGCAGGAACUCCAACCAGGCCUGAAAUCUAGGCAGGCAUUCUUGAGGAGAAAGAUGCCAUGCUGGUGGCAGGGUAGAAGGGAUAGGGAACAAGGGAGAUGAAUUUCCCUGCAGGAGAUCCCUCUGGUUUGCCAUGCAAUGGGAGUGUCUUUAGCUGCAGGGCUCUUCACUGGUCCCAUCUGCUGUAGGGAUACACCUUCCCCACCACAGCCCAGCAGCUCCUUGACUGUUUCCUGAUGCCCAACUGAAACUUCCCCACUGCGAUAUUUUCAGAGUGCCUUAAAAUCUGUUCAUUGUCCACAGUAAUUUCCAGGGUUUGAUUCUUCUCAGGAUGUGUCACCCAAUACACACUGGAAGGGGAUCAAAAGAGGGUCCACCAACUAUCUGCUCUGAGACCACCCUCACACUCCCCUGCUCUUCGCUCUGUUCUUUUAUUUAGUUCUGUUCUCAUGGCUCCAAAAGGAAACAGCAAAUCAGGGUGUGUGAUAAUUUUGUUUUCCAGACAUGGGGCUCCUGGCUCAAACUUCUCUGAGGUGAGAGGACUAAAAGCUGCUGAGAGAUGAGUUCAGCCUCUCCUUAAUUUUCACAUGGGAAAGAGAGGCCAGGAGAAUGGCCAGACCAUGGACUAAAAAGGAGAUGGGCUUUCACAGAGAAGGAGCUCCCAGGGAAGAAAGGCCACUUUCCUACACCAGUUGCCCAUGGGGACACUUGGCAGGCUCCACUGUCAUUCCUGAGAGGAAGGAUCAGCCUCACUGGGACAGUGACCUUGUCUGCCCUGAGGGGACACCUUGAACCAGUAACAACACUGGGCCUUUACACUUCAAAAAGACCAAGAAGUCUCUGAUCUCCUUUCCCUACCAAAGAGCCCAAAGCCCAAAGCAUAGUGGAGUAUGAAUGAUCAAAGUCCUGAGAUGCUUUGUCCAGGGAAAGAGACACUGUUCAUAGCAAGCUGGAGUUGACAGAAGCCACACCAGGACAGACUGAGCACUCCUGAGCCAGAGGACAGGGACAAGGCCUUGCCCAGGGCCUAAGCCCAAGAUUCCCUUAAGCUCUUCCUCUGGGGCUCUCCCAGUCCUAUUGUCUUCUCUCCCUGAAGCAUCCACCUCCCAAGGUUCAAGAGCACAUGGGCUCUGGAAAGAAUCACAGAAUCAUGGAAUACCCUGACCUGCAAGGGACACGUAGGGAUCACUGAUUCCAGCUCCUGGCUCUACCCAGGACACCCCAAUAAUCCCAUCCUGUGCCUGGGGGUGUUGUCCUAAUGCUCCUGGAGCUCUGGCAGCCUUGGGGCCAUGACCAAACCCUGGGGAGCCUGUUCAGUGCCUCAGCAGCCUCUGGGGGAAGAACCUUUUCCUGAUACCCAGUCCUACCCUGGCACAGCUGCAGCUGUUCCCUUAGGUCUGGUCAUGGGAGAGGAGAGAGGAAUAAAAAGCUCCUCCUACCCUCACAAACCACCAAAUGGGUUAGAUUGGAAGGGACCACUUGAGGUCUUCUAGUCCAAACUCCCACUCAAACAGGGUCUCCCAUAGACCAUUAGUCAGAUUUAUAUCUAGUUGCCUUUUGAAUUUCUCCAAAGAAGGAGUCUCCACAAUCUGUCUCAGAACUGGUCCCACUGCUGAGUCACCCUCACAGUAAUGAAGGUCUUGCUUGUGUUUAGGUGGAAAUUCCUUUGUUUCUGUUUCUGCCCAUUGCCUCUCACCCCAUUACUCAGCACCACCAAGAAGAACCCAGCUCCAUCCUCCUGACACCCACCCUUCAAACACUUCUGUCCAUUGAUGAGAUCCCCUCUUAGCUUUUUCUUCUCCAGACCAAACAGGCCCAGCUCCCUCAGCCUCUCCUCACCAGAGAGAUGCUCCAGGCCUCUGAUCAGCUUUGUAGUUCCUCAGUUGGGCCCAUCCCAAGAGCUCCAGGUUUCUCUUGUGCUGAGGAACCCAGCAUGGGACACAGAGCUCCAGAUGUGCCCCACCACAGCUGCCCCUCCCUUGGAGGUUGGCAAAGCCCUUCCUAAGGCAGCCCAGGCAGCCAUUGGGUGCCUUGGCCACAAAGACACAUUGCUGAU